AUGUCUGGCGUGCUGAGACUACCCCCCGAGCUCGUCCAUUCCAUCUACGCCUUCCUGGAGCCUUCAUACCACUUUUCCUUCGCUAUAACCUGCAAGUCCAUUUUCUAUCAAUCCGGGUAUAUCCUUCAACUCCAUCGCAAAGCCCAUUCAGGAUAUCGCGUUGCCUCGGACCGGUAUCCACAAGACGUCGUUCACCUCUUCCUCAGCGCAGAGGCUGGUUUCGGUCUCGAGGCUAUCGCUGCCUGGCAUGUGCGAGAGUUUGAGGUCUGGGGCAAUAGAAAGAAUUGGAACGAGUGGCGCUCCUGGCUGAUCCUGCCGGACGGCCGAAUUUCCCUCGCCAUGGAUGAGCAACCCUUCCGCUCGCCAGUCGAUCCUUCACUCGCUGAGGAUGAGCAUUCCACCCGCUCGCUGCUCGUCGAAAUUCAAUUAGAGCAUCUAGCCAGAUCUAUCCUCCACGACGACGACAAGAGGCUGGUUACAGCGGCUAUACAGAUGGGGGACGAUGGAUUCUUCAAAGCCCGCGCUAUUUCGUUGUUCCCUCGGCUCAAAGUCUUAAAAUUCGUUGAGAUCGAAGGUGGACACCCCGCAUUAUCCUGGAUCAGCGCAAUCGCAAGCUGGAGCAAGAUCCAUGGUCUGCCGUGGCCCCCUGGGCUUUUGGCUCUUUCUGAGGUUGCCGUUCACAUUCCCAUCAAUGUUGAGGAGCAGAUCGAUGAAUGCUCUACGGAAGUGAUUGAUCUUGGAAAUCUGCUCGGCCUCCCCAACAUCAGAAGCGUGUAUUUUCGAAAUCUCCUCCUUCAAUUCGAAGACGACGACCUCCUCUUGCCGGGUAACUCCACUGUUAGAACACUUAUGCUCGAUCAAAUUAAACUAGACAACUUCCGGCUACGAAAAGCCAUCUGCAACGCGCCCUCUCGACUCGAAUCCUUUGUUGUUCGUGGGAGCAUCGACCCGGCUCAUUUUCUGGACAGUGUCCAACAGUUCCCGCGCCUCCUCUCCCAAUCACGUUCAUGCGAGACCUUGCGCAAAGUCCUCUUCUACAACCCGGACCGAAUGCGCGGAUCUACAACUGACCUGUUUGAACCGGCUUAUAUCAAUUCCAUGAGUGGCCUCCGUGUGGUUGAUAUAUGCAUUGGUGACAUGCAGGUCGAAGCCUUUGCGGCAGCCGAUCACGAGAGUGUGAGGGCUCGAACUGCCACGCUGUGUGACAGAUGUUUUCAUGACAAGAUUGACCUGGGCGAUUAUUGCCACGGCGACCUCCCUUGUGAAUCCCCAGACAACGUAGAUGCACAGCCCGCCCUGCCCUCCGAAUCUACGGUGGUUGACGAUACGGAGGAAGCGCAGAGUAUCGGUCAGGAAGGUCUGAUAAACCGCGAUGACCUGGUUCGUCAAUUUGUCAUCGGGCUCCCUCAGAGCUUGGAGGUGCUACUCAUCCAUGGCCAGGAAGAAAACAGAGAGUACUUCGACAGGGGACCCUACGAGGAGAACGAAACGAUCGACGAUGCCGUCGUCGCCAUGCUCGAGAGUGGGCGUUACCCGAAUCUCGAAGUCAUCUACCUCGACCAGGUUGAAAGGAGCGUGGCCGAACCAAGAGACGUGGUCUCGUUCCAGAAAGCAAUCGCAGCGGGCAGAAAGCACGGUGUCUACAUCUUCACAGUGGCCAACCAGGUACACCCCCCAGGGAAAAGCCGAUUUCCCGCCAUGCCGGAUAGGCACGAUCUCAAGACAGGCCCGUUUCCUCGGAGGGGCGCCCGCUGGUAUGUCGAUCCUUACACGGGCUCCUGGGCACCACCAGGAUGCGGUGGAUGCGGGUUGUGUGGUGAUUGUUUGAGGUGCUAUACCGCCGAAGCUUGGGAGGCCUUCCGGAACAGGGCAGAUGAUUAA
Messenger RNA from Clonostachys rhizophaga, 1881 nucleotides. NCBI's taxonomy places the organism in Eukaryota, Fungi, Ascomycota, Sordariomycetes, Hypocreales, Bionectriaceae. The record is from the annotation of a GenBank genome assembly.